Molecule: messenger RNA, 1707 nt
Organism: Prorocentrum cordatum
Lineage: Eukaryota; Dinophyceae; Prorocentrales; Prorocentraceae
Source: the annotation of a GenBank genome assembly
UUCUUUGUCUCGAGCCGAGUUGGGCAGCUCGCGCCUGCUCGCACAGCACCUCGGGGCGUCCUGUGCCGCCUCGCAGAAGCAGGUCCCCCCGCGGCACUGCGUGGGCCCAUCCCGCGCGGACCGACCGAGAUCGGAGGGAGGAGAGCCAUGGAGCUCCCCUGCACGCCGUGGGAGCCCCCGAUGCGCUUCGCGGUGCCGCCGCCGCCCGGCCUCGAGGACGUGAGGUCCGAAGUGGGCGGGGCCGCAGCCGGCAUGAUCGACUUCGCGCAAAUGGUGCAAUACGCCACCCAGUCGCCAGAGCAAGCGGUUCCCGCGGCACCGCCCACCACGUCCGCGGGCUUCCUGUGGGACCACAUGCAGAACGAGGAAUUGGCUCAGGCUGAGCAGCUACAGCAUGUGCUGCUGCAGGAGCACCUGAUGCAGCAGCAGGCGUGCGGCUCGUCGGGCGAGUGGGUUGAGGCCGUGCUGUCGGCCGCCCCCUUCCUGGACGCAGGGGGGAUGAAGGCGGCCCUGGCGAUCCUUGACAAGGCGCACGAAAACAUCCAGCGCGCGAAGCCGCUGGACGGCAUCAUCGCGAGCACGCACGCCGCCGGGGGCAUCUUCACCUCGAUGCCCCACCUCCACGCGGUGGAGCAAAUGAAGGCGCAGCUCUUGGAGGAGCAGCAGGCCCUGCUCCGCCAGCUCCACCAGCUGCGGGCCUUCUCCGUGACCGGUGGCAGCGGCGCGGCCGCGAGAGCCGCGCAGCGCCCGGGCGCCUUGCGCCUAGGCCCGCCAGCGGGCUCGGAAGGCGGCGCGCCGCCCAGGCCACGGCAGCAGCAGGGCCACCAGCUCGGCCCGCGGGCGCACGCGAAGCAGGAGGAGCAGCUCCUCGCGCGGCCGCCGUGGCAGCAGCCCCGCCCGCGAGGGCCGCAGGCCCGCCUGUCGGCCGUGCCGCCAGAGGUGCCCCAGCAGGGCGCCCACGGGCCGGCGCAGACGCUCUCGUCCAGCCUGCAGCUGCUCGCGGCCGAGGACCCCGACUGCCUCUUCGUCGUCCGCCGCAUCAACAGGCUGGGCUUCCAGGCGCCCAGGAGGCUGAAGCGGCACUUCUCCGGCUGCGGCCCGGUCUCGCAGGUGCUCCUGGCGCACUCCACCCUCCACGAGAGUGGGGAGAGCAGACGCUGUGCCCGCGCCGCCGCCCCAGCAGCCUGGGCUUCGUGCACAUGGCCACGCCCGAGGGUGCUCGCCGCGCUCUCGCCCUGGGAGGAGAGCAGGUGGUGGACGGCUGCGUCAUCGUCGUGCAGCGCUUCGAGCGUCAGCAGAAGGACGACAGCGAGGAGGACGAGGACGACCACGAAGAGCAGGACCAGGAGCACGAUCCGGGCGCCUCGGAGAGAGCUGCUGGCAUGGAAGGGGGCUGGACUCCGCGGCACAUCGGCCUCUCCGCGCAGUCCUUCCGUGCGGGCAAGAACGACAGCUGGACGCGCCAGCAGGGCGCCCUCUCCACCAGAUCCACCGCGAGCAGGUCCGCAGAGGGGUCCGGGUCUCGGUCUGCCUCCGAGGAUGGCCCCGCCAGCACAGGUGGCUCCUCUCGCGAGGAAGCCGCGGGCGGAGAGGGCUCGGUCUGAGCGAGAGGGGGGCCGUGCGCCACCGCAGGCAGGCCCCGGCCAGGGUGAAGCUAGGCCGAUGAAGUUGCUCUGUGACCCACCCAUUUCUGGCCCCUUCCGAUGA